Molecule: messenger RNA, 492 nt
Organism: Penicillium crustosum
Lineage: Eukaryota; Fungi; Ascomycota; Eurotiomycetes; Eurotiales; Aspergillaceae
Product: NAD(P)-binding protein
Exons: 2
Coding region: 1-492 (163 amino acids)
Source: RefSeq, a predicted model, not a curated record
AUGGGCGUCGAUCGCUUAAAUAAUCAUAUCAUCUUCACAGGUGACAGUGCUUCACUGCCAUUGAACCUCUGCACACGGAACUAUGUUGCAGCAGCUUAUGCAUCCAUUUUUGGUGACACUCUGAUUGAAAAACUGGAGAAACGCACCUUAAGUCUUUCAGAGCUAAGACCCACUAGCCAUGAUAUACAGAAAGCACUUACAACUAAAUUUGGAGUGCCUCCUGCCCAGUGCACAGUUACUAUUGAGAAGGUUUCGGUCCAGGUGGAUGAGAUGAUAAAGAAAGGAGAACCUGGCGCGCUUGCUUGGUAUACUCGUAGAAACUGCGGCAACGGUGAUCAGCUCAAAUUCUUAGGUACCGAUAUCUGGGAGGUUGAAGGAUACAUCAAGGCAUCUGUUGAGGACCUACUUGUGGAGGAUAGGUUGGAAGAGUAUCGUCCCGUCCGGAAGGAGUUACUCGACGUCCUGUAUGUUGAAUACGCGAGUUGUGUGUAA